Lolium perenne is the source of this 1637-nucleotide messenger RNA. NCBI's taxonomy places the organism in Eukaryota, Viridiplantae, Streptophyta, Magnoliopsida, Poales, Poaceae. The record is from RefSeq and is a predicted model, not a curated record.
AGCUAGGUUUGUUAAUUAGUUGCGAUCUUGGUGGUUCCAUCGUCUGGUGUUCUGAGACACGCGCGAGAUCGAGGGCGAAGAGCAGAGGAUCGAUGGGAGCCCCGCAGAGCAAGCCGAAGCCGAAGCCGAAGCCGCCGGCGAUGACUCUGGUGCCGCAGCCCUUCGACUUCCCUCCCGACGCCGCCCGCACCAGGAUGGCGGUGCCGGCGUACGAUCUCAUGUUCGGGAAGCUCUCGCUGCGCCGCCUCUUCGACGACUACUACCCUCGGCAGCCUGGGAUGAACGUUGACGCUCAGGUCCUGCUAAAGCCGCCGCGAGAAGCUCACCUCCAUCUCACCGCCACCAUGUCUAACAAUAACGGGGAGGCUCUGUUGCGGUGGCAGAGGGACUUGGAUGAUCCUCAUAGCUUUGUGGACCUUCUUAUGUCGUCCUCAAAAUCUAUGUUGCAGCUGAGGUCGUGUGCUUACUAUCCUAAGUACGGUAUCGGCGCAUUUGGGACGUUCCCUCUGCUUAUGGAAAACAGGGCGUGUUCAAAGGACUAUGGUGUCAUGGGUUUAAGAUAUGCUUCAGAGAAUCUAUCAGUUGGAGCGUCGUUUGUUCCGUUUCCUUCGCCCGAUGAAGUACCAUAUGGUGCAUGGUUAGUUGGUAGAAAAGGAAGGUUCAGUGGAGGGCUACAAUAUAAGCCACUUGUAGCUGGAAGAAGGCAAUAUAUGCCAUAUACAGACUUGAAGAACUGGAAUUGUGCGAUCAGCUAUGGCACAGGCUCAACUAGCCCACUCAGUCAUUCAUUCAUGUGUACACUAGAGCUUAUCGGAAGUGCGCAGCUGGUUGCAUCAGCCUAUCAACGCCAUAUUCUUCAAAGAAGGGAAAAUGACCAUCUUGGCGAUGAUCAUAUUAUCGGAGCCUUAGGCUACGUUGAUUUUGGGCUUGAGCUGGCGACAAGAGUGGAUAAAGACAAACCAGCAGAUAGUGCCGAUAAAUCCUUGUUUCAGUUAGCUGCAAGUUUCCAACCUAAUUCGUACUUACUAGUAAAGGGGAAGUUAGGUAUGUCCAAAUAUUCUGCAGCUUUGGUGUGCAAGCUUCCACCCUACUUCAGAUUAAGUGUCACAGCUGAAAAUGACCGUUCGAAGGGUACAUCAUAUGGACUUGGAAUCUGUAUCGGGGAGUUCAUGGAACCCUGUUACCACACAAUCAAUUCAGACGGGACAGUCUUGACAAAAACUGAAGAGAGAUUUGAUGGGGAGAAGACAAAGCGCACGUUCCAAUUUGAUCGUGAUGCCGAGGAAUUUGAUAAUUUACCAGCAGAGAUGAAACCUAUUGACAAAAUACUGUAACCACAAGUUGUUGCACUCAUCGCGUAAAUCUUAGUUCAAAACCAUCGUACAAAUAUAUUCCAUCCAAUUCAAUUAUUUAUCGCUGAUUCACAUGUAUAUAUCUAGAGAUAUAGUGUUAUUCACUUGUUUGUGCGACAAGUAAUAUGGGUCAAAUGGAGUAGCUUUUUAUUCCUAGAACUUGUAAUAUUAUUUUUGGAUACGUAGAAGAAUGUCCUUUUUCCUGUCAAUGGACUUCAUGCAACGAUGUUAAUCACUCACUACAUGAAAUCUGGAUUUUGUCGUGUGCCUGAAGAUUUGCCGUGA